Molecule: messenger RNA, 507 nt
Organism: Trametes versicolor FP-101664 SS1
Lineage: Eukaryota; Fungi; Basidiomycota; Agaricomycetes; Polyporales; Polyporaceae
Exons: 9
Coding region: 1-507 (168 amino acids)
Source: RefSeq, a predicted model, not a curated record
AUGUACGCCAAGACUUUCGUCACUCUCCUGCUCUCCGUUCUCGCCGCCCAAGCCUUGCCAGCCAAGGGCGAUAGCAUAUACGAUGAAGCUCGGUCACAAGUCACCGCGGAAGCCACGAACACUGUCGCUGCUGUGGAGCUGAGCUCCUUCCUGAGUGCGAACCCAACCGCAGGACCCGCUCUCGCAAGUGCAGAAGCCUCCCUCAUCUUGAGCGGGGUCCGCCGGGUGCUCAGCCAGGCGCCGUCCGCGAGCCAGAGCCAGUUCAUCGCCUAUAUCACGACCAUCGCGGGCGUACCCAUCGUCGAGGUUUCCUCCAUCGGCGGGCCCGUUAUUACCCACGCCACGUCCAUCGCCGGAGCGAUCCCAACGCAGUUUGCUGGUCAAACAUUCUACGUAGCCCCGGAGAGGAAGAACGGUGCAUCCAAACUCGUGGUCUCGAAGCCUCUGCUGAUGGGCAUGGGCGGGGCCCUUGGUGCAGUUGCUGCUGGGGCCAUGAUGCUCCUCUAG